This is a messenger RNA of Spodoptera frugiperda (fall armyworm), 2285 nucleotides long. RefSeq names its product juvenile hormone esterase. The record is from RefSeq and is a predicted model, not a curated record. Lineage: Eukaryota; Metazoa; Arthropoda; Insecta; Lepidoptera; Noctuidae. The transcript has 4 exons. The coding region runs from base 202 to 1797 and encodes 531 amino acids.
GUCAAGUUUGUGUGUCAUUAAAAUUAAUUUCAAAUUAAACAUUGUUGUUGUUAGUCGUAUCUUACUAAAAAAAUCACCUUUGGCUUUAAAAAGUUUAAUUUAAAAUUACGAGUUAUGUGUUAAAGAGUAAAAACAGUUCAACAAAAAAAAAUAGUAAUAUUUAUUUGAAUUUUGGGCCAAAAGAUUCGCCCGCGAAACAAAAUGUCUAUAGAUGAUAUGUUCGCUCAUGUCCAAGUUUCUCAAGGUAUACUGAAAGGGAAAGUAGCUGAAACCGUUUUCGGGAAGAAAUAUUACAGUUUUGAAGGUAUACCCUAUGCGAAACCGCCUGUGGGAGAGCUAAGAUUUAGAGACCCACAGGAACCAGAACACUGGAAUGGCACCCUCGAUGCCACCAGACCAGGUAACAAAUGUUGCCAACUCAAUCCGUACACGCAAACCACGAUAGAAGGCUCUGAGGACUGCCUCUACUUAAACGUCUACACACCAAGCUUGCCAGGCGAAAGAAUAGAAAAUCUACCAGUCAUGUUCUUCGUCCACGGAGGCCGAUUUAUCUUCGGUUACGGCGACUAUUACAAACCGGAUUAUUUUCUGGAACACGAUGUAGUAUUGGUGACUAUAAAUUACAGACUAAAUAUUCUAGGAUUUUUGUGUCUAAACAUACCUGAGGUGCCAGGAAACGCAGGCUUAAAAGACACAGUUUUCGCCCUUAGAUGGGUCAGAAACAACAUCGAACAUUUUAACGGUGAUUUUAACAAUGUCACCGUUUUUGGUGAAAGCGCUGGGGCCGGGGCUGUUGCGUCUUAUAUGACUUCAAAUAUGCCAAAUGGGCUGUACCACAAAGUCAUAGCGCAGUCAGGAAACUCGAUAGCCGAUAUCUAUAUGAUCGAUGAUGAUCCAGUUGAGAAGGCAAGACGUAUAGCAGAGAAUUUGGACCAAAACUUUGAUGACGAAAGGAGUUUGUACGAAUUUUUGGUACAAGUACCGAUUCAAGAUCUUAUAGUAGCUUUCAGUAUUGCUGAAAUUGGCCGGCCACCGUCCGUUAUCAACGCAUACUUACUACCAGUGGUAGAACAACCGUUUCCGGGCGUUGAGAGAUUUUUUGACGAGUUUCCAAGAAUCGAUUUUCCAUUACAUCAUUUUAAGAAGGUCCCCGUAAUGACUGGUAUGAAUUCGCACGAAGGAGCGCUGUUCUUGCAAAAAGACGGCGAUGGAUUUGUGGAUUUUGAAAAAGAUUAUUAUUACUUUAUACCAAAAUUCUUGCGUUUACGAAAAGGUGAUGAGAGAUGCGCUGAAAUUGAGAAGAAAAUUAGAAAAUUCUACUUCGACGGCCGAGAAGUGACUCAAAGUUUGAAAGAGCAGUACAUUAAUAUGGUUUCGGAUACGUUUUUCCAGUUCCCUAUUAUGUUGUGGCCUGAUAUCCUUGCGAAAUCAGAUUCUGAAGUUUACAUGUAUAAAUUUCAGUAUUCUGGCAAUUUGAAUACUCGUGUUAUGAAGGCUUUGGGGAUUCCAGGCGCCAGCCAUGGGGAUAUGAUACAAUACCAGUUUUACAGAGAAUCGAAGCAUGAAAAGGCGAACGAAAGUGAUAUGAAGAUAAUUAGGAUGCUAGCUGCAGCUUGGUGCUCAUUUGCUAAGGAUGGGCACCCGACAUGGCCGGAUCAGGAAGUGGAAUGGCUUCCAUAUACAACGAAAGGCAAGCAUGUACUAGUUAUAGACAAAAACAUUGAAUGUGUCAGAAACCCAGACUUAGACAGACUCCGAUUCUGGAAGAGCGUUACUGGUGAUGUUUCUAAAUUAUAAUUAUUGUUAUAAAAGGUUUUUAGGUUCGAUUCUUGAGUGGGGUAAUGCGUUUGGGGAUUUUCGGUGUCAAAAGUUUUUGGUGUUGGUUUUAAGACGUCCGAAAACCUUAAGGCAUGUUUUGCAUAAUCCUCACCCUUGGCAAUUUAUUUGGUGAUUUAUGACUUUUGGGGAUUUUAAAAGUAAACGUAAUAUUCAAAUAAACGUUGCCGAAUCGAGAAUCGAACCUAACACUUUUGUGUUGGUAUAAUUUUUCGCAAUUUUUCAAAUAACCGUAUCUGUGAUAAACACAAAUUAGUUCAUAAUUUUCAGUUAAACUUUAAAAAAAAUGCAUAAUUAUUAAAUAAUGGUGCGUACAUGCUUUAUACGUAAAAAAAAAAUUUUUUUAUUAUAAAAUGAAACUUAAUUCAAUCAAUAAAAAAGCAACUAGUUUUGUUUCUGAAUAAAUAAUAUAAGGUGUUCUAAAAGUAUCUGCCACGGCUUUAAUGGGA